Messenger RNA from Rhagoletis zephyria (snowberry fruit fly), 774 nucleotides. The record is from RefSeq and is a predicted model, not a curated record. Lineage: Eukaryota; Metazoa; Arthropoda; Insecta; Diptera; Tephritidae.
AUGUCUGGCAGCACCACCUACAAGAAGCUCGUCAUCACUCAAUUUAGCAAUGACAUUCGCAAGGCUGGGGCCGUCGUGGAGGAAUCCCUGCGACCGCCCGCUGCCGGGGAGAUUCUGGUGAAGAACCACUACUCGGGCGUCAAUGCCACUGAUAUGAACAUCAUCAUGGGACGGUCGGCUUUGGCCAUUGGUGGCGGUGGAUUGCCCUUGAAUAUUGGACUGGAGGGACUGGGGGUGAUUGAGGCCAUCGGCGAAGGAGUUGACCAAAAAAAGUUCACUAUCGGCCAGCCAGGACUGGUGCUGGCCAAGACGCCCAAAGCGUACGCCGAGUACAUUUACGCCAAAGCGGAUGAGUUCUACCCGGUGCCUGAGCUGAAGCCGCAGUACCUGGCACUGCUCGAUUGCGGACUGACGGCCACCAUCGGUCUGGAUAAGAACGGAAUCGACGUCAUCUGGGAGACAAUAGGCGGCGCCGUCUUUGAGACCCUUUUCAGCCACCUGGCACUGGGCGGCCGUCUGGUGAUUGUGGGCGCCAUCAGUGGCUACAAAACAGUCGGGUUUCCGCCCAUUCAGAUUGACAACUUGGCCACCAAGCUAAUGAACAAGUGUGCCUCGCUGAUUGGCUUUCGCUUUCGCCACUUUGAGCGCCAUUUUGCGGAGUACCUCGGCGAGCUGGUGGAGCUCUACCGAACUGGGCAGUUGACCGUUCAGAUUGACAUUGGCGGUGGUGAUGUACCCUUUUCCGGCGUGGCCGCCGUUGUCGACGCCGUUGAG